CGUCCGCUUACCUUUGAUACAGAAUACAAGCCACACAGCGGCAGGAAGUGCCUUCAUCACCAGAAGCAGCCAUGGACCUGGUGCUGAACGUGGCCGACCACUACGUCCUGACGCCCUACGUCUACCCUGAGUCGUGGGCCGAGGACGGCGCCCUGCGGCAGAUCAUCAGCCUCCUGGUGGUGACCAACCUCGGGGCAGCCAUCUUGUACCUCGGCCUGGGAGCGUUCAGCUACUAUUUCAUCUUUGAUCACAAUCUGAUGAAACACCCUCACUUCCUGGAGAAUCAAGUUCAGAGAGAAAUUAAGUAUGCGAUGACCUCCCUGCCCUGGAUCAGCAUCCCCACCGUGGCCUUGUUCUUCGCUGAGGUCAGAGGUUACAGCAAGCUGUAUGACAACGUCAGCGACUCCCCGCUGGGUUGGUCCGGUCUCUUCCUCAGCAUGAUCUCCUUCCUGUUCUUCACUGACAUGUGUAUCUACUGGGUCCACCGCUUCCUGCACCAUAAGCUUAUUUACAAGACAUUUCACAAGCCACACCACAUUUGGAAGAUCACCACGCCCUUCGCCAGCCACGCCUUCCACCCGGUCGACGGCUUCCUGCAGGGCCUGCCCUACCACAUCUACCCCUUCCUGUUCCCCCUUCACAAGCUGCUCUACCUGGCUCUGUACGUGUUCGUCAACAUCUGGACCAUCUCCAUCCACGACGGCGACUACCGCGUCCCCGCUGGCCUGACCGGCGUCAUCAACGGCUCCGCCCACCACACCGACCAUCACCUCUUCUACAACUACAACUACGGCCAGUACUUCACCCUGUGGGACCGGCUGGGAGGCUCCUACAGGCACCCGUCGGCUCUCAUGGGGAAGGGCCCCAUGGAGAUGGUUCGGAAACUGCAGGCGGAGGGAAAGUUGGGGAAACAGGAAGUGAACGGACACGCUCAGAGGAAAGAGGAGUAGCAGAGUUGGGAUUGAUUACAGAGACGAUUCGUUAAUCAGUUGCAAAACUGAGAGGAAAUAUUUCCAGUUCAUCUUCGCCAUAUAAGCUGAUCCUGAUGAACGAGCUUCAACUUGCUUUGUUGUUUUUCCUUCAGCAGUGGAGUUUUGUGCAGUUAACAUUUUUUUAAAUUAGGGUUGAAAAACAUCUCACGAUAUAUGCUUUUCAUCAUGUUAGUCUAUCAAUAAUUAUUGGUUAGUUUUCUGCUGUAAAUGUCUGAAAUAUUGCCAAACCGGUGACUUUAUCAACGGUUUUCUCUCCACGUCGUUGUUUUUUUAUUUGUAAGCAGUUAUCAGACACGGUGGGGAAACUUGAAACCGCUGCUGUGUAAGUUACUCAGUAGGUUGUUGCUUGGCAACCAGUUAGUCGAGGCCACUCACGUUGCUUAGCUAACUGUGAGAGUUUAAGCGGCUAAAGCCUUUCCUCUGCCUACAUCCCCUUGUGCGGUUCUGGAUCAGAGUUUGGUGAAUAUUCUAUCGAUAUUGAUUGCGUGUCUGCCAUGAUAUAUAUUGUUAUUGAUUCAUUGCCCAGGCCCUAGUUUCAAUACAACACUUGUAUUUAAGUGGAAACAUCUGCUUGCUAACUCCAGGUGUUUUUAAAGCUCUCUGUGAGAGGUGCUCAGGUUCUGGACAGCCCAUCUCUUUUUUUUUUCUUUUUUGUGGGACUCUUGUAAGGAACAGCUGGUGAUGGCCGGUUAAUCUGUGAAUUUAUUUCCUUUCCACUCAAAUCUUUGCUCCAGUCGCUCACUGGGCCUAAAUCUGGAAUCAAUGUUGCCUGAAAUGGUGCGCAACAUUAGCUGUGUUUCCAUUACAAAUCUGCACAAAAACUUUGUCGCUGUUCUGCUAAUGUUGACAAAUACAACUUUGCAAUUGCGCUGUUGUCAUCAAGUAAGAAACGAAGUCAAAAUCACACAGGAAUAACUUUAAGUGAUUCCAUUGCAGUUUUGCAAAAGAAACUGAUUUCAAUACGGCUGGAAAACCACAUCAUGCUAGCACUGAAACUUUCUAUUGAAAACCUGAGAUUUUUUUCUAAAUUAGCUAGUAUCAAUUACUCAAAUUUAUUUCUGAAAUGUUAAAUUGUGCAGUUAUAUGGUCAAGGAAGCACAGCUACCGUAACAGUAACAGUAAGGUUCUGAAGGAACGUUUAUCCCUGAGAUCCUUCUUGUUUGAAGAAACCUCUAAAUCGGCCACCAGGACUAAACCAGCAGAUAUUUCUCUGUGCUCAUAGGAAAAACGAUGGCUUUCUAAAUCCUGACGCGUUUAAGCUGCUUUCUCGACUUUCAUUCAUGUCACUUUAUUAAACAUAAUUUAUGUACAAA
This is a messenger RNA of Xiphophorus maculatus (southern platyfish), 2305 nucleotides long. RefSeq names its product sterol-C5-desaturase (gene sc5d). The coding region runs from base 72 to 950 and encodes 292 amino acids. The record is from RefSeq and is a predicted model, not a curated record. The transcript has 5 exons. NCBI's taxonomy places the organism in Eukaryota, Metazoa, Chordata, Actinopteri, Cyprinodontiformes, Poeciliidae. Gene Ontology annotation, molecular function: iron ion binding; oxidoreductase activity.